This is a messenger RNA of Dicentrarchus labrax (European seabass), 2528 nucleotides long. It is a transcript of the gene tlx2, whose product is annotated as T cell leukemia homeobox 2. NCBI's taxonomy places the organism in Eukaryota, Metazoa, Chordata, Actinopteri, Moronidae. Gene Ontology annotation, molecular function: DNA-binding transcription factor activity, RNA polymerase II-specific; RNA polymerase II cis-regulatory region sequence-specific DNA binding. Gene Ontology annotation, biological process: animal organ development; regulation of transcription by RNA polymerase II. Bases 719 to 1894 code for a protein of 391 amino acids. The record is from RefSeq and is a predicted model, not a curated record. The transcript is spliced from 4 exons. Gene Ontology annotation, cellular component: nucleus.
UGACCGAAUGGCAGCUUUUACGCAGAGGGUUGUCUCACCUGCUGAAACGCACUUCACCAUUCAGCACAACAGAGCCGUCUUUCGCGCUCACCUCCAAUUAAUAUCCACGCCUGCGAGGUCGGCGCCUCGUUUUCGCCUCUUUUGGCUUUGUUUUGUUUUGUCUGUUGCUUUAUUUUGACGCGACGGGCUUGGGUACACUACCGUGCCCUCUGCGUAUGGAUCGCCUCUGCCAGAGCAGGCGAACAAAGCGCAUCGAGCCUCUCCAGAGAACUGCCUCCUCCAAAAAAAAAAAGAGCAAGGAUUUUUGUCUGUAAGUACUCAGGAUAACCAUUUGGCAUCUUCGAUUGUUUUUUUCCCCCCUUGAUGUUAGGCUGCCUUAAUGUGUAGUUCGCUGGGAAAAGAACACACUGUUAAAGAUGGAUACGUUUCUUCUUAUUAGCCCGAUGGAUAGGCAUUUAAUUUAGGGAACACCCGACCCCACUGCUGGACAAAAAUGAUGGCAAGAUUUUGGAUAGCGCUGGACACGUUGUUGGUUUCCUGGGAGUAGAACAGGCCCGUGUCGAUGCUUGAAAACAGAAAACAGCCCAAUAGUGCAGCACACAUUCAAACAUUUCAUUCCCCAAGGCGUCACUUACUAUAUGACAAAAAUAUAUCCGCGCGCUGAGAGAGCAAAAACACAUCACCGAUAAAAAAAAACAAAAACAACAAAACAACAAUUAUGGAGCACACCGGCAUCGAGGAGGUGAACCAAACGCACCAGCAGCAGCAUGAGCCCAUCAGCUUCGGCAUCGACCAGAUCCUCAACAGCUCGGACCAGUCCAGCGGCUGCAUGCUGCCCAACCGGACCGGCGACCCGGAUUACGCGCUGGCCUCCAACGUCUACAGCAACGGGUACAACAGCGUCUACAACCCGGCCUGCUCCAUGGCGGCGGCGGCGGGUCUGGCCGGCUCCUACAACGUCAACAUGAACAUGAACGUCAGCAUGAACAUGAACGUUAACGUGAACUCGGGCGGCGCCGGCGGGGUGAUCCGGGUGCCGGCGCACAGACCCAUGCCGCCUCCGCCUGCCGCCGCCGCCGCUGCGCCGCAUCCGCCCCCUUCGACGCAUCCGCCGGGCAUCGGACACGGCAUCCCUUCAGUGCCCGGGAUGGGGAUGGGAAAUGCGUCGAACUUCACCUUCCCGUGGAUGGAGAGCAGUAGGAGGUUUGCCAAGGACAGAUUAACAGGGGAGCAGGGAGAGGAGAGCCGAGUCGGAGAGGCCACAGGGGGGCCGGGGCCUGCCGGGUCCCUCUGUCCUCUCCCCAAGGGUGACAUCGGCAGGGUCCCCGUCUGGAGCACUGUGGAGACAUUAGCCAAAUGCUAUUACCCCGAGCUCGCUCACCUGCGAGACGGCAAUGGCCUUCUAGCAGACUAUCCUUUCUCAAAGGGGGCUUGCCCAGCUGCCCUCUCACCCUUCUCUGUCACCCGUCGUAUCGGCCACCCAUAUCAGAACCGAACGCCGCCCAAGAGGAAAAAGCCUCGCACCUCCUUCAGUCGGGUGCAGAUCUGCGAGCUGGAGAAACGCUUCCAUCGGCAGAAGUAUCUGGCGUCGGCUGAGCGCGCCACCUUGGCCAAGGCCCUGAAGAUGACAGAUGCACAAGUCAAGACCUGGUUUCAGAACAGACGGACAAAAUGGCGGAGACAGACUGCGGAAGAGAGGGAGGCCGAGAGGCAGCAGGCCAACCGACUGAUGCUGCAGCUUCAGCAGGAAGCUUUCCAGAAGACGUUGAGCCAGCCCCUGCAGCCGGACCCGCUCUGCCUGCACAACUCCUCCCUCUACGCCCUGCAGAACCUGCAGCCCUGGGCAGAUGACAAUAAGGUGACCUCCGUCACCUCUGUGGCAUCUGUAGUGUGAGCGUGUGUGUGUGUGUGUGUGUGUGUGUGUGUGUGUGUGCGUAGAAGAGGAGGAGAAGUGAAGGAGGGAGGGAGAGAGAGACAGAGGGAGGGACAAAGCUGGGAAUGAUGUGUUUAUCAAAGUGUCGUCACAGUGGACAUAAGGGAGGAAUCUCUUCAGUCUAUUGCUGACGUGUCUGACGUUCAAAAACGCGGCACCAUUAUGGGAUUGUCAUAGAUACGGGAGAAUAAUGCUUGCUUUGGAAAAAAUAAAAUAACGAAUUGAAUGGACAUUGUGCUUCCUCAAACAUUGAUAUCAUUACCAGCAGCGUGUGUAGAGAGUUAGCUCUCUGUUACUGCCAAGACCCGCAAAACACUGUAUGCGGAUUCACAGCACAGGAGCCGCACUGACAUUGCUGUUUGUCACAAUUAAGCAAGCCUACAACUGUUAUCUUAAAUAUCUGAAGUAUGUUGAGUCAUUUUCCUGCCUUACACCAAGUUUCCGCUUUCCCUUCAGCUGACGGUCUAAAAGAGAGAAGAGGGCACUUUAUCCUUAAGUGCCGGGAAACAAAUGGACACCUCUGUACAUGCCCAACUAUCAAGACUGUACCCCCCUUUUUGCCUCUGGAUCCCCUCACGAGGCAGCAGAGACUCUC